AACUCCAUCAUUCUAUACUUCCAGAAUCCUAUACAGAAAAUGCCAACAAUCUUCAUCACCGGCUCCACCGGCUUCAUCGGCAGCACCACCGCCCUCACAGCCCUUACAUCCGGCUACAACCUCCGCAUCUGUCUACGCAAGGAGUCGCAAAUCCCAACCCUGCAAUCCUUAUUCGCCAAACACAUCGCCCAGGUCGAAUUUGUCAUUGUCGCUGAUCUUACGGAUCAGCAUGCAUUGCGCGGCAAGUUGGACGGUGUGGAUUACGUCCUGCAUAUGGCAUCCCCGCUUCCGCAUGGCGUGAACAAGGAGACGUACUUUGGGCCUGCGGUAGAGGGGACGAUGGCUGUGUUGAGGGAGGCAGCGAGGGUGGAGAGUGUGAAGAAGGUGGUGGUUACGUCGUCGAUUGCGGCGUUGGUUCCCGUGAUGGGGGUUCCUGAGGGUGGUGUUAUUAAAGAGGAUAAUGACUGGGACUUUACCGUCGAUCCAAACGCAGACUUUACAGUGCCUGACAACCCAACUGCAACAGGAGGCCGUCUUUACCACGCUUCCAAGUUACUCGCCAACAACGAGACAUGGAAGUUCUGGGCAACGAGCAAACCAAACUACGCCCUCGUCACUCUUCACCCUGCCUAUGUCUUCGGUCCUAAUCUCAUCCAAACCACUGCCGAAGGGAUCAACGGCUCGACGAAUGGAUUACUGUUUGGUGCUAUCAUGAAAGGCGUCCCCAGUAACGGCAUCACCGGUGUUCACGUGCAAGAUAUCGCAGACGCACAUGUCAAAGCCCUCGAUGCAAAAAUUCCCGAUGGAUCAAAGUACCUUCUUACCGGAGAGCAGGCAUCAUGGAAAGAUGUUGCCAGGAUUGUGAAGAGUAAGUAUCCGGAUGCUGGGGCUAUGAUCACCGAGGAUCUGCAGGGUGAAUCGUGGGCGACGGAUACGUCCCGGGCAGAGAGGGAGUUGGGGAUGCGGUGGAGGUCAUGGGAGGAGAUGAUUGGAGAUGUUAUGGAUCAGCAGUUGGGUUUUAGGGUCAAUAAGAUGUAGUUUUAUUAUUAAACUGUCACGGAUCUAUAAUGUCAAUCUGACUCAGAUGAUGUUGUAUGCAGGGGUUCAUCCGAUAAUCGGAGAUCAGAUAAGAUCCUACUAAACACCCCAUCUCCCCAUCUCCCCAACAUCAACACCACAAGAUAAUAUAUUCAUUUCACUCUUACAAGAAGC
Aspergillus wentii DTO 134E9 is the source of this 1212-nucleotide messenger RNA. RefSeq names its product putative 3-beta hydroxysteroid dehydrogenase/isomerase. Gene Ontology annotation, molecular function: oxidoreductase activity, acting on the CH-OH group of donors, NAD or NADP as acceptor. Lineage: Eukaryota; Fungi; Ascomycota; Eurotiomycetes; Eurotiales; Aspergillaceae. The record is from RefSeq and is a predicted model, not a curated record. The transcript is spliced from 2 exons. Bases 40 to 1038 code for a protein of 332 amino acids.